AAGAAGCACUAAUCUGGAAAUCAAAAUUAUUCAACUCCAUUCCAGAUAUUUCUUUCAAAAUAGGAGAAGAAAUUCCUCCAAUAACUUGAAAAAAACAAUAACUUGUUUAGGUAAAUUCGAGGGGGGAAUUGAUUCUAACGUCCCCAUCUUUUGGUGUGAGAUGGACAAUUGCCUAAGUUAUUUCUUAAGCCGAAAGUUUUGGGGUUAGGUUUGUCGGACAUGAAUUCGAGGUAAAAUUUGAACCCAAAAGACCAAUCAGAUCUUCGACAACAGUAAUCAAACCGAUCUGUCUCUGGAGAGUAACAUAAGAAACAAAUCUUCACUGGAGUUCAGUUUGAUGUGAAGAGAAAAUGGCGGAGAAUUCAGAACAAUCUACAAAUGUGGACUUGACUGGUAAAAGUGCUAAUGGUCUAGUGGAUAAGGCUUCUGAGCAGCCAGCUUUAGCAGUGUCAGAAGCUGCUGUAGAACGUGCUUCACCAUGCCCCUAUAGACUCUUCAGGCGGGAGAGGUCUGUUCAUCAAAUUAUGGGAGGUGGAAAGGCUGCUGAUGUGAUCUUGUGGAGGCGGCACAAUAUUUCUAUUGGAAUCCUUUUUGCAGCCACUGCUGCAUGGUUGCUGUUUGAACGGUCUGGAUAUGCCUUACUGUCACUUGUUGCAAAUGUACUUCUACUUUUGAUCGUUAUAUUGUUUUUCUGGGCAAAUUCUGCAGCUCUCCUCAAGAGACCACCUCCACCUCUACCUGAAUUGGAAUUGUCAGAAGAAAUAGUAAAUAGUGCUGCAGCAUCAAUGCGUGUUAGGAUUAAUUAUUCUCUAGCAGUAGCCCAUGAUAUUGCCCUUGGCAAAGAUUUCAAGCUUUUUGCGAAGGUGGUUGUCUGCUUAUGGCUCCUCUCUGUUGUUGGUAGUUGGUUCAACUUUCUCACACUUAUUUAUAUCAGUAAGUUAGAAUUUUUCAAUCAUGUUUUUGUCCUAGUACCACCUUUCCUGGCAUAUUAUUUCUUUCUUGGUUGUGUGAUUAUGUAUGGUAAUUGUUUGAGUGAUUUAUUCUUGAAAUCAUUUGAUAUUCUGGGGGAUUGUUUAUAUAUUGGAAAGUCCUAUGUGAUGGUACAUGUCUAACGUUGUUAUGAUGUUAGAUUGUGUGCACUGUGAUCAUCAUGGACUUUAUCCCUCUUGACUACAUCUUGCAGGUGUUGUUGCUUUUAUCACCAUUCCUGCCUUGUAUGACAAAUAUGAGGAUCAUGUAGAUAGAUUUGCAGAAAUUGCAGAGGAGGAAAUAGUAAAACUUUCAAAGAAAUUCGAUGAACACAUUGGAAGCAGGAUUGCAAUGUUUCUUUCAAAAGAGAAGAAGAUGCAGUAAUACAGUCUUUCUUUGUUUCAAGCAAGGGCAUGCUUUUCAGUGAAAUUUGGGAUUGGUUUUGUGCUCAAAUAUAAUUCCUAACAAUCCAGGCUGUUUAAAGAUGAGGUCUGUACAGGUUAAUCAUAUUUUUUGUAAGUCGGAAGAUUAUAGCAAUAUUCUGCACAUUCUUCUUUUUGGCCAA
Cryptomeria japonica (Japanese cedar) is the source of this 1534-nucleotide messenger RNA. RefSeq names its product reticulon-like protein B16. Bases 351 to 1112 code for a protein of 253 amino acids. NCBI's taxonomy places the organism in Eukaryota, Viridiplantae, Streptophyta, Pinopsida, Cupressales, Cupressaceae. The record is from RefSeq and is a predicted model, not a curated record. The transcript is spliced from 5 exons.